Molecule: messenger RNA, 7570 nt
Organism: Anastrepha ludens (Mexican fruit fly)
Lineage: Eukaryota; Metazoa; Arthropoda; Insecta; Diptera; Tephritidae
Gene: bves
Product: blood vessel epicardial substance
Exons: 8
Coding region: 1388-2674 (428 amino acids)
Cellular component (GO): sarcolemma
Molecular function (GO): cAMP binding
Source: RefSeq, a predicted model, not a curated record
GCGACCAGUUAAAUUUCUUCUCACGUAACGUGAGCAAGCGGUUUCGGUGAAAUAUUGUGUGAAGGGUUUCUAAUAGUCGUCUACUUUUUUCUCUUAUUUUCUUAAGUAUUCACAGUUUAAUAAACCGAAAAUUAGCAAAUUUAAAGAAAUGGUGUUUAUUAAAUAAAAUAAGUGUUAAACAUAUGUAUGUACACAUAUAAGAAGUAAGCAGACGUCGCGAUAAAAUUGCGAAAAUAGUGAAAACAAUUGCUUUGAUUGUUUGUAGAGUUUUACACGAACGAGCAUAGAUGAUUAUUAGAAUUAUCACCGCAAUAAUAGUGACGGCUAUGGCAAAAGUGAAUGCGAAUGCUUUUGGCAACGGCUGUUUGCUUUUGGCAAAUAAAAAAUUUAAGAGAAUUGAUUGUGUUUAAAUGAAAAUUGUAUUCAGAAGUACAUUAAAAGCGAUUUUAGGAAAGUUCCCAAGAUACCAACAACAACCCCCUGCAGCGUUAGAGUGUAAAUUUCACAAAUAGAUUAAUCUUAAAGUAAAGAAACAAAAGUUAAAUAAGAGAUGUGGGAUAAAAUACUAUAAAAGUAGUAAGUUGAUUAAAUGGCAAAAACGAAGCCAAUAAACAAAAUAUUUGCGUGAAGAAAAUGUUAUUAUCUAUUUCUUAAUCUUUCCACUGUUCGUACAGACAUAUUCAUGUGUUGUUUGAGCGGUAUUGUGUGAUUUAAACAAAUAUUCCUGCAAAGAGUAUUUGAAAAGUGCACAAAACUACAACAGGGCCGAAAAAUAAAGCGAGAUUAACAUAGAAUUAGAUCGCCAAUAAAAUUUAUAGUAAUGGUUUAAAACAAAGUUCCACCAAUUGUAAAAUACAAACAUAAAUAUUAGUGUUAUAAUAAUGUGUAUGUAAAUCUACCUGCAUAAAGUUCCGUUUCUACGACCAAAAAACAACCUUACGCAUUACACACGCACUUAAUAAAUAUUAUGUCGACGAUGGCGAUUUGUGAAAAAUCGAAUUAGGUAACGCUGAGGCCGACAGCAGAAAGCAGCUAACAGCUGCAGUGGAAGCGGUAGUACGUUGAGUGCAAUAUGAGGGAGUUGCUGAUGGCAUGCGAUGGCAAUACGGCAUCAGCUGACUAAAAUGAAAGGGAAAACAUACAUUGAAACAGGCAACUUGAGCUAUGCAAAUGGACGACUCAACCAAGAGAUUAAAAGGGUCGUCAUAAUCUUAAACAGUUUCACUGAAGAAAAUAACAGCCAUACAACAGUAGUAACCAGCAAAAAGAUAAAAACAUUUUUUUAAAUUUCAUAUGUCAAAAAAGAGAAGAUAUUUAAACCCUUAUCCCGAAUGACUCACUGUUAUCGCGCCGAAUUAUUUCAAGUCUACUAAGAGCAUAAUAAAAUAUGUUGCUCAUAAGUGCGCUCGCACUCGGGUUGGUGGACUCAACAAAUUACAAUGUUGGCAUACAUUUGGGUGUAUUUAAUCUGGCGACAACGGCGGUAGCUGCAGCUACUACGGUGGCGAUAAAUACAGCUGUCGCAGCGGAUAAUGUGGAUACUGUGAUAGGCGGCACGAUGCCGUUGGCAGCCACUCCAAAUGGAGGUAUAGAAGGCGUCCAAGUUAACGCUCUAACGACGGGGACUGUAAGUGGUACUUCGAUAGCGCAUACAACAACAUCAGUUGGCAGCAGUGCGGGCAGUGGAACCAUUACAUGGGACAACAACGGUACUCUGCGAUCUCUUAAUCCAGGCGAUUGGUCGAUCGAACAAUGUAUGAUUUGGCAAAGACCACAUCAUCUUUAUUUCCAACUGGGCAAUGCCUUCUUCUUACUGGCAUUUCUGGCGCCGCAUGGGCCUUUCGGUGCACUGUGGCUGCGGGCGCUCAUUCUUAUUGGGUGCACGCUAAUGGCAAUGUACGGCUACCUGGUAGAGUGUAAGCCGGAUGUCGUGCUCUGGUCUGGGCUAUUUUUCGUGGUCAACUUUAUUUACCUGAUUAUUGUGCUGUGUCGGUUACGACCGGUUCGAUUCGAUAAGGAAAUUGAGGGGGUUUAUGCCAGCUUAUUUAAGCCCCUCCGCGUGACGCGACAUCAAUUCAAAAAGAUUUUGAAUUGCAUGAAACUAAUACGACCAUUAAAGUACCAGGAGGUGUAUGCGCAGGAGAAAGUUACCAAAGUUGAUAGCUUAUCACUCGUCUUGUCUGGGAAGUUGGUGGUUUCACAGAAUCAAAGAGCUCUACACAUAGUAUUUCCUCAUCAGUUCCUAGAUUCGCCCGAAUGGUUUGGAGUAUCAACCGACGAUUAUUUUCAGGUAUCUAUAAUGGCUAUGGAAGAGUCGCGCGUUCUUAUUUGGCACCGUGACAAACUAAAAUUAUCUAUAAUGGCCGAACCAUUUUUACAAUCGGUUUUCGAUCAUAUUUUGGGUCGCGAUGUCGUGAAGAAGCUUAUGCAAGUAACGCAGGUCAGCGAGUCCAUAGCCAGUAAUGGGUUUUUGCCAUCAGGCAAUUAUGAUGAUGCAGAAGACAAACCAAUGCUGAUCAUGAAGAAAACUGUGGAAGGUCAUGGUCUGACAGCAUUAAUAAAUCGCCAACUGCAAGCCAUUCCGAGGAUAUCGAGGUACUAUGAUUGUGCGGGUGAUCCAAACUCCUGGCGACUGGGCAGAAUCGAUGAGACUGAUCAUGAGACGGCUGUGUGAGUGUAGCAUAUAUGGUGUAGGUGUAAAUAUCUUUAUUACGCGCAGAAAGUGAAGCGAAGCCAAGUAAGGAGUAUUACCCAGAUUAUGAUGAAGGAGGGUUAGCGAUAGUGCGCCGCCGUACUGUAAGCGUAUGUGUGUACAGCAUCUAUGGCAUCAAUGCCAAUAGUUGAGUAACUGCUAUUUUGCGAGAGCGAGUGGAAUUUCUUUCCGAGUAUUAUUAGACUUUAAGAAAAUUAUCUCAUUCAUUGCACUGUUAGAGUUGUUUUAUACAAAAAACAACAGAAUGGUAAUUAUACAUAUUAUUUGUAAAAAGAAGAAAAUCUAAGUCUAAGGCGAAAAGAUAUAAAAAUAUGUAUAUUACAUACAUAUUUGCAAUCGUUAGCGGAAGGUGGCAUACAUAAAUGGGGAGAUAUUGUCCUUUCUGUCUAUGUUCAUAUUUGUAUCUAAUAGAAAAUGAUUGUGUUAGAUAUUUAAAAGUUUUUUUUUUUUUGUAAAUUAGUUUGAACGCAGCUACAUAUGUAUGUAUGUAUGUACAAAAAAUACAUAUGUAUAAACGAUUUACACUGGCAAAUUAUAAAAAAAUGCAAUUUUUAAUGUACGAUUUCCCAGCAAUUGUACGUAUUUGUAUUUGUUAAAAUAAGUUAUGUAUAUCCACAAGUUUAUAUGUAUACAUAUGCAUGUACACAUGGUAUGUAAAUAGGUGAAUAUGCGUGUAAAUUUCAUUUAAUCAAGCCAAAGUUUAUACAAUACCAACUACCAUCAAUGAUAAUACGCUUCUUUUUGUUUCUGGUCGUUACAAAUAGUUUUCCCAGAGAAUGUAGAAGCCAUCUCAAAAUAAAUUGUGAAAGGUGAAAAAAAAUUGUUUUUGUUUUGAUAAGUAUGCAGAUUUGACUCCCAUAUUGUUGUUGUUGUUGUAGCAACAUAUGCAUAUACGGGGAAUGCUGCUGAAGUGGCAUUCCUUGGUCGGAUAUAAAUCCGGUUUGUUCCGGUAACUGUCGUGGGAAUGUUGACCACCAGAUCUUCUGUUAUGGUGUGCAAAGAAUUCAUGAGGAUAUUUAUUGACUGUAUCUUAGUUCGAAAUGUACCUUUUCUUUUACUUGUAAACUUUAAAGCCGUUUUCCCCGAAAAUUUGUUUUUUUGAGCUAUGACGACAAACUUUUUGAAAUAUCAAUGCUAGAUAUUACACGACAGGGUAACGACAGUAACAACUGAUGGCCGGCCUUCGUUACUAGCGCUGCAAUUUCAAAACUUUUAUAAAUAACUUAUUAUAUAAGUUAAAUAAAAAACAAAAACAAAAAAAAAAUAUGUAAUGUAAAAGUGCUUUUAUGACAUUCUUUCACAAGAUCAGGAUUUUUGAUAGGUUUUUUGUAAAAUGUAGGGCAGCAAUCUAAAUUAAAUUUCAUUAUUAGCAUAGCAAACAAUUUUUCAACUCUUAAAGAGAAUUAGAAAGUUGGAAUGUAUUUAUUGUUUUUUUGUUUGUAGUCUAAAUAUAAUAAAGGAGUUAAAAGAUAAAAUUUGAAAUUUACCUUAUAUUUGUGGAGUUAAAAGAUAAAAUUUGAAAUUUACCUUAUAUUUUUUUUGCAUGAGGGUCGCUUGAAAAGCCUGUGCAAAGUCAGAGCGAGGGCACUACUGGCGCGUAUCGAGGUUAUGUUUAGUUAGUAGCAUCUCUUGGAAGAACACACAUCAAAUUUCAGCUAGAUCGGUAUACUUCUUUGUGUUUGGCAUUCGUUUGAAUCGAGGAAGUCAAGUGAUUUCCUUUUUCCAUCAUGACAACGCAACCAGCUCUCGUCUCAGCAGUUGUGGUCACAAAAUUCAUGGAAAUAGGAUUACAAUUCGUUUUACAUCCCGAUUAUUCUCCAGGUUGUUCCCCAAUUUGAAGAAUUGGCUGCUGGGAAAAAUAUUUUAUUCAACCGAGGUGGUGAUUGCAGAAACGAAUUGCUAUUUUUCAGAGUUGGACAAAUCCUUUAUUCGGAAUUAUAAGGCUAAAGGAAGGGCCAAUAUUUCUAUUAUAUUUCAUUACAACGAAUUAUUUGUCAUAAUUUAGUAUUUAAUACUGUUUAUUUUUUAGCCCAAUGCGUAAUUAAGCUGAACUCAUUUUUACGAAAUGCACAAAACAAUCCAUAUAGGUUUGUUUCAACUUGACAUUUUUUUUUGUGAAUUUCAUUUAACACAUAAAUAUAAUAUGUGCUUAAAUGGAUGCAUAUUUUUUGUUGAAAAUGUUUGUGUGCCUAUAGCAGUACAAUUCAGUGCACUUGAUAAACUCGCCUUCCUGCUUAUUUUUCAAUAUGGACUAUUUAUCAAGUGUUUGGUAUUCUGUAACAAAAAUAAAAAGUUCUUUUUUUGAUAAAUUUUCAAGAUGACAAAUUGACAAAUAAACGAAUCAAUUAACUUUUAAAGCAGCUUCAGACAUUUCAGAAUUGUGCUAAAUUGUAUACACUAAUUAGUGAAAUCUAAUCAAGAAAGUUUUAUAUACCACCUUUCUGUAGAGCUAGGUUAAGUUAGGUUUGGCAGCCGCAUCGCACCUAGAGACAACGAUGCCACUUAGACCACGAAAUGGGUCCGUUGUGAGCCACGUGGGCUGGGCUACAUGCCCCUCUCCGUAUUGAACCAUCCUGAGCUUUUGAUAAAGCGUAAAAGGUUGUUGAUACCUAAAGUGUAUAGAUUAUCUAAAUACGUUAAGAAGUAGGAUCUUAAAUAUCGGUUGCUGCUUCUGGCUAGAGCUGGGCAUGUGCAAAAAAGGUGUUGAAUUGUUUCCAACUACUCCGCAUUUCUGCAGAUACGACAGAAAUCAUGCGUGUAAACGCCUAAUCUCCUUUCAUGAUUUCCUAUGAGACAAUGUCCUGUGAGGGCCCCUACUAAUAAGGUCCUAAUAGACUUCAAACUCAAUUUUAUAAUACUCUUGGACAGACGUAGAUUUAGCCAUGUAGACUUGGCCAUGUUUGCCUAGCAAUUUCACAGGUGUUAACGCUAGUCCAUCUUUGAUUUGCAGAACUGAUUCUGUAGAGCUAAAAAACAAGACUCUUGAAUAAAAAUAAAGAAUUUAUAUGGCUUAUUAUAAAAAAACGAAAAAUGAAAACAUUUAUUAACUUUUAUUAUAAAGAAAAACUUUUAAUCAUCUGAAAUUUUUUGUAUUUUAUCCUAGGAAUGAAAAUUAUAUAGGAGUCAAAACGCUGCAACUACCGAUGCGUAGCUCGAUCGUGUUUUUUGAUUUUAUAUGUAUUUAGUAUGUAGAUAAACCGCACAGUCCGAGACUGUUGGCCGCCUUAGUAAUACGUAUUAUAACAUUUAUACAAUUAUUUUUCCUUACCUACGUUUAUUUGCUCCCUCUUGGAAAGAUGUUUGCGCAAAGUGUUGUCCCUUACGUGCAGUAAGCAUGAAGACAUUUUUAUAGAAGUAAUGAAUUUCAACUAUAAAGCCCAGAAUUUCUAAAAUAAAUGUAUGCCUAUCUCUAUUACCGGAGUUGAUCGAUUCCGAGCUCCUUUUAUAGUUGACCUUAUAAAAAGUUAGCAAUCAGUUAAACGGGCUUUUUUAAUACAUUAGAAAUACUCCUAGGCUAGAAUUUCCAAAAAGUCGUCGUUAUAGCCUAAAAAAAGUAAAAUUAAUUCUUUUCGAAAGCCGUAGCCUUAGGCGAAAAAAUAGUUCUGAACAUUUUGCUUUCGUUUAUCAGAUUAAUAUGGUGAAAUGCCUUAUUUGUUGUCGUAACUUAAUUAAAAAAGAAAUAUGAAAAAAAAACCCAAAGCCCUCGGACGUAUACCUCACCGAGUAUUUCUACUUGUAUUAAUAAAAAACAAGUUUCUGAACAUUCUCGCUGCAGCUUUUCUUGGAAAAUAUUUAUAUAGAAUUUUGGUAGCUCAUGUUUUUAUAGGGCCCCGAAAAUAAAGAAUGCUGUUUUAACUUUAAACUAUUUUAUUAAAUUAUUUCAAACUUAAUUCAAUAGCUUUAGAUUAAAUUAUUAUCUGGGUUAAAUAAUAACAAGUCUAUAUGUAUUAUGAAAAGAGGGAAACAAAUUGAUCUUUGAAUUAAAACCAAUAUCAAUUGCUUAAUGCACCUCUGCGUUUUGUCAAAGUCUCAACAAUAUAACGUUCAAUGCGUAGGUAUGUGAAAAUUUUCUAAAUUUGUUGAUCUUUCGCAAGUUAAUUUUUCUCUAGAAGUGCCUUAUUUCGAUUCAUCAUCAUUUUGCGAACUUUCCUUUAUAUGCCUAUAUAUUUAUAUAUGUAUGUAUGUAUGUACAGAUGUAUCUCGUAAAACAAAGGCUUUUCAUUUGGUGCAUCUGCUUUUGCCGUUUAGAUUCGACUAAGGCCCUUACAGUUAAAUGCAAUUAAACAGGAAUGCCACAUUUGAAAAUGCCUUCCGCUCUUUUGCCGUUUCAAAUUCGGACCAAGAUAAAGGGUUAAGUAUUAUUAUAUAGUUACUUUGUCAAUAUUUUCAUGUUUCGUAUAUGUUCCAAAUAACAAUCUGGUGAGUGUAUCAUAACUGUAUAGCAAAGCGUUAUUUGUAUAAUUAACACUUACACACUCAUGCAUACGGUAUUUUGGUAUUUGUAUGUGUGUGCCAAGAGAAAUGAAUCCUGAGUGAUUUUCUUCAAUGCACUAUAUACGUAAUAGUAUUUUACUAUUAAGCCAAUGCUAUUCAACUAAUUAUAUUUUAUUAUACAACCUUUAAAAUUACCGUUUUUACGUGUAAGAUUAUGCGAGCAGAUAAAAAUAAGUAGCUAAUAAAUGAAUAAUUAAUUGUGUUAAUAUUUGUAUACAAUGUCUGUAAAUGUCAUUACAAGUGUGUGUAAAAUGGAGAACAGAAAUACAUGCAUAAAUCGAUAAAUUAUAAUUAUAAUUAUUUAUUCAAAAUCUUGUUUGUUUUUAGGCAAAAAUUAAGCGAAUUAAAAACUAAGUACAAUAA